AUGCCUCAUACAUCCCUCCGCCGUCCGCAAAAGGGCUACGCCCGACGCGGCGGCAAGCAAGCCUACCACGGCCCCAGCAGGGCGCGCACCUUUGCCGCCUCCACAACACGCACCGAGGCGACCUCCGCCGACGAGAAGCUCGAGCGGGCACAGCUAGCACAGCAGAUCGACGAGUCCAUGGGCUUCGCGCGGUACGAGUCUGGACGCCGGAAAGAGGGCUGGCUGGUCAACGUGCAGCCCACGACCAUCGGGCUCGACGACGAACGCGUGCCCGGCGGCCGCGCUGCGCUCGACUGCUACUUCAUCGAGGAGGACGGGCAGACAUUCAAGGCCACGGUCGAGUACGAGCCGUACUUCCUGAUCGCCGUACGCAGGGGCCACGAGAGCGAGGUCGAGGAGUGGGUGAAGCGCGUCCCCGGAGGAGGCGUUGUGAGGACGGUCAAGAAGGUCGAGAAGGAGGACCUGUCCAUGCCGAACCACCUGCUCGGGUACCGGAGGACGUUUCUAGAGCUGAGGUUCGGCAAUGUGCAAGAUUUGAUGUCGGCGAGGAGAGAUAUCAUGCCCAUUGCGGAGAAGAACCGCAAGGCCAUGGGUACGGUGGAUGUUUAUGCUGAGGUGGCUUCCGAACAAGCGGGAUUCGACCUUUUUGAUGAUUCACGAGAUGACGAUAGACGACAUAAUGCUUCCUUUUCAGACGCCAGCGACUACAUAGUCGACUGCAGAGAGUACGACGUACCGUACCAUGUAAGAGUAAUGAUUGAUAUGGAUGUUCGAGUUGCAAGAUGGUACUUCGUAGAGGCGAAGCACGGAGUAACCACCUUGUCACUUCAAGAGGACCGUCUUGUCCAAGCUGACCCAGUAGUAAUGGCGUACGAUAUCGAAACAACCAAACUUCCACUCAAAUUUCCCGACGCCGCCAUAGACCAGAUAAUGAUGAUAUCGUACAUGAUUGACGGGCAAGGUUUCCUAAUCACGAAUCGAGAGAUUGUCUCGGAAGACAUUUCAGACUUCGAAUACACACCGAGACCAGAAUACCCCGGAUCAUUCAUGAUCUUCAACGAACCCGACGAGAAAGGCGUCAUCGAGAGAUUCUUCUUGCAUAUCAAGGAGGCGAGGCCGACGGUUAUUGCCACCUACAACGGAGACUUUUUCGAUUGGCCUUUUGUUGAAGCCCGAGCGAGCGUGAACGGCAUCGACAUGUAUCGAGAAAUCGGAUGGAAGAAGGACAGCGACGAUAUUUACAAGUGCAGCUACGGUGUGCAUAUGGACUGUUUCGCCUGGGUCAGCCGAGACUCCUACCUACCGCAAGGAAGUCGAGGUCUCAAAGCUGUGACGGUAGCCAAGCUCGGCUAUGAUCCCGACGAGCUCGACCCGGAACUGAUGACACCGUACGCCGCCGAACGACCACAGACAUUAGCAGAGUACUCCGUGUCAGAUGCUGUCGCGACCUACUACUUGUACAUGAAGUACAUUCACCCGUUCAUCUUCUCGUUGUGUAUGAUCUUGCCGCUGGGAGGCGAUGAUGUAUUGCGAAAGGGAACGGGUACACUGUGCGAGAUGUUAUUGAUGGUGCAGGCAUACAAGGGAGAGAUCGUCUUACCGAAUAAGCAUAUGUCGCCGAAAGAGUCAUUUUGGGAUGGCCAUUUGCUGGAUGCAGAGACCUAUGUCGGCGGGCACGUCGAAAGUAUCGAAGCAGGUGUAUUCCGUGCGGAUAUACCUGUAAACUUUGCCGUGGAUCCAGGAGCUGUCGACGAGCUUCUUCAUGACCUGGAUGCGGCUCUCAAGUUCGUCGUUGAAGUCGAAGAAAAGAAGUCCCUCGACGAUGUCACCAACUAUGAAGAAGUGAGGGAUCAGAUCGCCGCGCGACUGACACAGUUGAAGGAGACGCCACACCGAAAUGAACGACCUCUGAUCUACCACUUGGAUGUUGCCUCUAUGUACCCAAACAUCAUGACGACCAAUCGACUACAACCGGAUUCCAUGAUCCAGGAAUCCGACUGUGCGGCGUGCGAUUUCAACAGACCCGGGAAGACAUGCGAUCGAAGAAUGCCAUGGGCUUGGAGAGGAGAAUACCUGCCUGCUAAACGAGACGAGUACAACAUGAUCCGACAUGCGCUGGAAGGGGAGAAGUUUCCGGGCAAAUGGCCCAACUCCCCGAUGCGGACCUUCCAGGAGCUGAGCGAGGAUGAACGAGCGAGCCUGAUCAGGAAACGACUACAGCUCUACAGUCAGAAAGUGUACCACAAGACCAAGGAUCAGACAACCAUCGUCCGCGAAGCAAUCAUCUGCCAACGAGAAAACCCCUUCUAUAUCGACACUGUCAGAAAUUUCCGAGAUCGUCGGUAUGAUUACAAGGGCCAGACCAAAGUAUGGAAAGGCAAGACGGACGCCCUGAAGUCCUCUGGCGCUUCAAAUCAAGAAGUUGAAAGCGCCAAGAAGAUGAUUGUGCUAUACGACUCGCUGCAGCUUGCCCACAAGGUCAUUCUGAACUCGUUCUACGGCUAUGUCAUGCGAAAAGGAUCCAGAUGGUACUCCAUGGAAAUGGCUGGCGUGACCUGUUUGACGGGUGCCACCAUCAUUCAGUUGGCACGCUCGCUGGUUGAAAGACUAGGACGACCUCUGGAGUUGGACACCGAUGGUAUUUGGUGUAUGCUUCCUGCCACAUUCCCCGAGAAUUUCGCCUUCAAACUCGAGAACGGGAAGAAACUCACAAUCUCAUAUCCCUGUGUCAUGUUGAACCAUCUUGUCCAUGCCAAGUUCACGAACGACCAGUAUCAAACGCUUGUUGAUCAGAAGACGUUCAAAUACGAGACCCACAGCGACAACUCCAUUUUCUUCGAAGUUGAUGGUCCUUACAAGGCCAUGGUGCUGCCCACGUCGAAGGAAGAGGACAGGAACUUGAAGAAGCGAUAUGCUGUCUUCAACGAUGAUGGCAGUCUGGCCGAGCUGAAGGGUUUCGAAGUCAAACGAAGAGGUGAGCUCAAGCUCAUCAAGAUCUUCCAGUCACAGAUUUUCAAGUUCUUCUUGGAAGGUGAGACGUUGGCUGAAUGCUACGCCGCUGUGUCCAAGGUUGCGAACAAAUGGCUUGACGUGCUGUACAGCAAGGGUUCCACGCUUGCUGACGAGGAGUUCAUCGAUCUCAUCUGCGAAAACCGAAGUAUGUCGAAGACGCUCGAGGAGUACGGGACUCAAAAGUCAACAUCCAUCACCACUGCCAAACGUCUGGCCGAGUUCUUGGGAGAACAGAUGGUCAAGGACAAGGGACUCAACUGCAAGUACAUCAUCUGCGCCCGACCUCGCAAUGCCCCUGUCACGGAGCGGGCUAUACCGGUCGCUAUCUUCUCUGCCGAACCAGAGAUCAAGCGAAGGUUCCUGACCAAGUGGAUGAAGGAGGAACCGACCGACACCGACCCUCGUGCCUUGCUGGACUGGGACUACUAUCUUGAGCGUCUCGGUUCCGUCAUCCAGAAGCUGAUCACCAUUCCGGCCGCGUUGCAAAAGGUUCGCAACCCCGUACCGCGGGUACCUCACCCAGAUUGGCUCCAGCGAAGGAUCAAUAUCAAGGACGACAAGAUGAAGCAGAAGAAGCUCACCGAUCUGUUUGCACCAAAGGGACCUCUAGAAGAUAUAACAAACUUGACAGGCCCCCGACUAGAAGAUCUUGAAGACUACGGAGCCAAGCUCCUGAAACCGAAGAGCACGACUGCUGUGAUUAAUGCCUCCCAGGCUGCGCCACCUGCGGCGAAGCGCAAGUCUCCUGAGCCCGAACAGGAGAACUUGGACCCUUUCGCUGCACUACCAAAGAUGAUGCCAAAUCCAUCUGAGAACUACCCGGCGUUCCUGGAGUACCAGAAGAAGAAGUGGAAGAUCCAGAAGCAAGCUCGAGUACGCCGUCGCCAUCUCUUUGGAGAUCGACGUGGAAACGUGGGAAGCAACAUCCAGCAAUCGUUUCGCAACCAAGCAGAGGUCACCUUUAGGGAUACGUGGCAACUGCUACAGCUGCGCAUAACAGACAAUCCUGGAAUAGUGACCGCGUACGUGCUAAUCGACGCGAAGGUCCACGCCCUCAAAGUCAAGGUACCACGACAGGUAUUCUUGAAUUUGAAAGGAAAGGACCUGCCCAACAUCGACGUUGAGGGUUGUGAUGUGGAACAAGUCAACCACACUCUCCCCAAUGGUCACUCUUCAACCCAUCUCUUCAAGAUCACGGUUCCAGAAGACAUAUAUUUCGCCGAAGCCGAUAAGUUCUCGUUGCUAUUCAAUCACCCCAGUGUUGAAGGGGUAUACGAGAAGCAGGUUCCUCUGAACAUGCGGGCUGUGUUGCAAUUGGGCAAUCUCUGCACGAUCGAUGAGAGCCAGCCCGGAGUAUUGGGCAGAGGCCUCGAGCAAGGGUUUGACCUCCCUAGCUUAAUGCGACCGUUGAAGCCAAAGCCGUACCUCCACUCGAACCCACUUGCAUAUAUCUACAUCUCACACAUCACAGCGGGCGAACGUCAAAUAUUCGGCCUGUUCUCUACGACAAGCGAUCAGGCGCACAUUGUCAUCCUCCAGAAGAGCAAGGAUGCCAACUCCGAUUUGCCUAACGUUACCAUGUUGUACAGCGAGCUGCGGGCUCGAAGACUGCAAGAGGACGAGGCAACUAAUUGGCAGGAAUGCUUCGAAUACCAGGAAAAGCUCAGCUUCAAAGUCACGCAAGUCACAACACGAAGGAAGGCACAUCUCGAGAUUAGCGACCUGGUCAAGAAAAUGAAGAAAGAUGAAGCGAAACCACUGAUGCUCGUUGUUCAGUCCUCCCAGCACAACCUUCUCGUUCACGACAUACCUAUACUGGGAGAGUUCCCCAUCCUGCCUUUGAGGUACGACCAGGCAGACAGCUCACUACCACCCCUUGGUUGGCAAUCGGUCGUGGCCAAACGGCUUGUGUCUCAUUACCUCAGCCUUGGGUCUUGGGUACUGCAUCUUACCGCUCUUGCCCGAUACGGAGAUAUUCCUCUGUGCAACUUGGAGCGAGACGACCCCAGGUUCCUCAUUGACAUUGCAUAUGCUCGACGGCUGCAGAUGAACAACGUGGUGUUGUGGUGGUCACCUGGUCCAAGGCCGGACCACGCUGGAUACGAGCAAGACGACAUCACCGGCCCGCUGGACACUGUCUCGAUGCCAUCGGUUAAUAACCCUGGUACCUAUGCUUCUGUGUGCAUUGAUCUCGAGGUGCGAAACCUGGCGAUUAAUACUAUUCUCACAUCGUCUUUGAUCAACGAGCUGGAGGGCUCCGACUCCAUCUCGUUCAACCCAGCUUCUGAUGCGGGGCCGUCUGAUGGUUCCGAGAUGCUACACUCCGAAUCGGCGUUCGCCAAUGCUGGCGUGUUUGUGCUGCGAGAAAUGGUCAAGUCUUGGUGGGCGGAAGCCUGCAAGGGAAGCCCAAUGGCGGAUAUACUGGUCCAGCACUUGGUCCGGUGGGUGGAGUCUCCCGACUCGUUCAUGUACGACCGUGCUCUGCACUACUACGUCCAGAUGAUGAGUCGCAAGGCUUUGCUUCAACUCAUGGCCGACUUUCGGCGGGUCGGAUCACAGGUGGUCUUUGCCAACUCGAAUCGGCUACUUCUGCAGACGACGAAGUCAGAAGUGGGCAAUGCAUACGCAUACAGUCAGUACAUCCUGAAGAGCAUCAAGGGCAAGCCGCUCUUCCACUUCAUUGAUCUGGAGAUCAAAGAAUAUUGGGACUACCUUGUAUGGUAUGACGAGUUCAACUAUGGUGGCAAAGCAUGCCAGGAGGUCGUCGAGGCAGAGCAUCAGAGUCUCGAGACUGUCAUGUGUUGGCAGAUAAAGACGUUCUUGCCGCUUCGGCUGCAAGACACAUUCCAGCACUGGGUUGUCGAGUUCAUCCAGCUGAUGCACAGUAUCAAGCAUCCUCACAAUGGUGAUCCCGAUUCAACUCCACGACUUACACAGCUCCCCUUCCGUAGUCUCACUCAGACAGAGGACAACACGCCGCAGACCGAGAUCAUCCUCACGAAAACCUUUGAGCGCCCGCUCAAGAAGGAAAUCCAAUCCCUCGUAUCGACUCAAGCGCGCGAGCUCCUCCACCCCGAGUUAGCCUCCGACUGGUCUUUCCCCCUGCUGCCCGGCAGCCACAACCUGAGCGCCAAGAAAGCGCGCAACCGCAACGCGGUCCUCGAACUGGUCAAGAGUCUUAUGCAGGUGCUCUCGCUCGACAAGAACAUCACGCUGGAGGCGCGCCUCCUGCGCAAGGAGCUGUUAGCCCUCUUCGACGUCCGCGAAUUCAGCAAGGACGGCACGUUCGCCAACCCGAGCGAGAGCCUCAAGCUGCACCAGUGGGACUGCCCCGAGUGCACCCUCGCGCGCGACUGGGACCUGUGUCGAGACGAGGCGCUGCUGCCGGACCUGGCCGCCUUCGCCGGCGGGGCUGCGGACGCGGAACACGGACUGGGCGAGCUGCGCAAGGCGGCGGCGAACAAGACGUGGAACUGCAGCUUCUGCGGCGCCGAGUUCGACCGCCUCCGGAUCGAGGAGCGGCUUAUCUCGGAUGUGCAGGCCUGGCUCGUCGAGUGGGCCACGCAGGACGUAAGGUGCACCCGGUGCGGCAGCACGAAGCUGAACGAGAUGAUGGAGCAUUGUACGUGCUCGGGCCCCUGGGGCGAGAGCGUGAAAAGGGAGGAGGUGGUGAGGAGGCUGGGGGUUUAUAGGGGUGUUGCGGACUGGUUUGGGCUGAGGAUGCUCGGGGGUGUUGUUGAGGAGGUUUUUCGGGGGUUGUAG
Molecule: messenger RNA, 6774 nt
Organism: Anthostomella pinea
Lineage: Eukaryota; Fungi; Ascomycota; Sordariomycetes; Xylariales; Xylariaceae
Source: the annotation of a GenBank genome assembly